ACCAUAAUUCAUUCUCUUUCUUCUCUUCUUCUUCUUCCAUGGCCUCUUCUUCUUCAAUGGCUUCUCUUCUUCCCAUCAUCAUCAUCUCCUUCCUCUUCCUCUUUUCACUCUCCAACGCUCACUCCCCAGUUUCCUUCACAAUCCCUGUCACAAAAGACGCUGCUACCCACCAAUACCUAACAACCCUCUCCUACGGCACUCCUCUUGUUCCCACCAAACUGGUCCUUGAUUUGGGAGGUUCUUUCCUCUGGCUCCACUGUGCCUCCCGAAACACCCCUUCGUCUUCUUCCCUCACCACCCCUCACCGCUCCCUCCAAUGCUUCGCAGCCAAAACCCACAAAUCCCCCAACUCCUUUCUCUCCGGCCCCGUCGACCAGCACCACUACCAACCUUGCCAAGUCUUUCCGGAGAACAGCAUCACCGGAACCAUCGCCACCGAAGGAGAACUCGUGGAGGACCUCAUCGCCCUUCAAUCUGCGGAAUCCAAAACCAUCCACGAGCACCAGAGUCGCUUCACGUGUUCCCCUAACUCCCUCUUGCAUGGCCUCGCCAAGGGUGCCAGAGGCAUGGUUGGCCUCGCUAGGUCCCGCAGUUCGCUUCCCUCCCAGGUUUUCGACAACUUCAGCACGCAGCGAAAACUCACUCUCUGCCUCUCCUCCUCCAAAGGUGUUCUUCUCUUGGGGAACGUCGCUUACGAAUCCGAGAUUCUCAAGUCUCUAACCUUCACACCCCUCGUCACCGGUUUCCCCUCCCUCGACUACUUCAUCAACGUCAGCUCCGUCAAAAUCAACGGGAAAAGGUUGUCCUUGGACGCCUCAGAGUUCAACGAGCAAGAGGGUGGUGGUGGAGGGGCUCUGACUCUUAUAAGCUCAAUUGUGCCCUACACCACCAUGCAGAGUUCCAUUUACAACUCUUUCAAGGAAGCUUUUUUGGACGCUGCCCUGUCCAUGAACAUGACCAGAGUGGCCUCCGUGGCACCCUUUGAGCUCUGUUUCGGUUCCUCGCAAGUGGGGUCUUCUGUGCCGGUCAUUGAACUGGUUCUGCAGAGUGAGAUGGUGAAGUGGAGCGUACAUGGGAGGAACUCCAUGGUGAGAGUGAGCGAUGAGGUGUCGUGUUUAGGGUUCUUGGAUGGAGGUGUGAACCCGAGAAAUUCCAUUGUGAUCGGAGGGUAUCAAUUGGAAGAUGUGAUAGUGCAGUUUGACUUGGCCACUUCCAUGGUGGGAUUUAGUUCUUCACUUCUCACCAAAAAUACCAAGUGUUCCGAUUUUAAGUUCGGUAGUUCCAUUCCUGCAGAAUCCAUCUGAAGAUUAACCAUCUUCUACAUCUAGCUCUAGUAGUACUAAGGACUAAGUCCUUCUGUUUGAUUUAUGUUUCUGAACUGAAGCUUCUAAAUUACCAAGUUUUCUUGUCUAAUUAAGUUUCUGAAGCUUCUCAAUUUUGUAAGAACUUGAUUUUUGGAUAGUUUUUUCCUUUUUCUUUGUUAUCCUGCACUAUUGGUUGUAUUAUUUAAAAGAUGGUGGUGAGAGAUAUUAUGAUCUUAUGAUUUGAUGGCA
Vigna angularis (adzuki bean) is the source of this 1553-nucleotide messenger RNA. Its product is annotated as probable aspartic proteinase GIP2. The transcript has a single exon. NCBI's taxonomy places the organism in Eukaryota, Viridiplantae, Streptophyta, Magnoliopsida, Fabales, Fabaceae. The record is from RefSeq and is a predicted model, not a curated record. Gene Ontology annotation, biological process: proteolysis. Bases 39 to 1304 code for a protein of 421 amino acids. Gene Ontology annotation, molecular function: aspartic-type endopeptidase activity.